This is a messenger RNA of Arachis duranensis, 1947 nucleotides long. RefSeq lists its product as uncharacterized. Gene Ontology annotation, molecular function: acetylglucosaminyltransferase activity. Bases 234 to 1586 code for a protein of 450 amino acids. Lineage: Eukaryota; Viridiplantae; Streptophyta; Magnoliopsida; Fabales; Fabaceae. The transcript is spliced from 3 exons. The record is from RefSeq and is a predicted model, not a curated record.
UUCUUCAACGUGUUCUUAGCUAAUUCCUCAUCUGGGUCAGGGUCAUCAUCAUCUUCAUCUUUUAACGUCAAAGUUUUCGCCUUUGUUUUCAUUUAUUCUUGGGGUGGAACUUUUGCUUUUCUUUGAUCAUGUUCCUCUGUUGCAUUGCAGGGUUUAAGAGCCAUAACAGGUUGAAGUUGGAAAGAUCAUAACUUGUCUUCUUCUAUAUACAGAGAGAAUAGAGAGAGAGUUGGAUGGUUAAAUCGAGGGAUAAGAAGAUGAGUCAGGCUCGCUUGGAACCUUAUUUUGACACUUCUAAAAAGCCUAGAUUCUUUGUUAUCCCUGAAAGACUUGGUGAUAUUGUUGUGAACUUUAUAAAGAUUGGCAUAGUGGUGUGCCUUGUUGCAUCCAUUUCGCUUGCCAUACACUCAGCAUUCUCCAAACAAUACCGGUGGUUUCCACUACCAGAGCAUAUACAUGUCUUACAGAAUGCUUCAGUCAGUGAUGGUGGACCAACAAACAUUUCACACAUUCUAUUUGGCAUUGGUGGCUCGGCUUCAACGUGGCGCACUCGCAGCGAUUACAGUAAGCUCUGGUGGGAUCCUAACACUACUCGAGGUUUCGCUUGGCUGGACGAGAAGCCUGCUAUCUCAGACCCUGAAGGGCUAACAAUCCCAUAUCAAAUCUCACAGGGAUGGACACAGUUCAGGACCUUGCACUCGCCAUCCGCGGUUCGGAUAGCUCGGAUAGUUUACGAUAGCUUCAAACUUGGUUUGCCAAAUGUGAGGUGGUUUGUGAUGGGAGAUGAUGACACUGUGUUCUUUACCAAGAACUUGGUCACUGUUCUGAAGAAAUAUGAUCACAAUGAGAUGUAUUACAUUGGUGGGAAUUCUGAGAGUGUGGAGCAAGAUGUGAUGCAUUCUUAUGACAUGGCUUUUGGUGGUGGUGGAUUUGCAAUUAGUUAUGCAUUAGCAGCUCAACUUGCUAGAAUGAUGGAUGGUUGUCUCCAAAGAUAUUUCUAUUUCUAUGGUUCUGAUCAGAGGGUUUGGGCAUGUGUUCAUGAAGUUGGAGUGCCUCUUACAAGGGAAGCUGGAUUCCACCAGCUUGAUAUAAGAGGAGAUGCAUAUGGUCUUCUAGCAGCUCAUCCCAUGGCACCGCUUGUAACACUUCAUCACCUUGAUGAAUUGAAGCCUGUGAUUCCCAAACAUACUCGAAUGGAUGCACUGAAAAUGCUUAUGGCAGCAUACCAGCUUGACCCUGCUAGAAUAGUGCAGCAAAGUCUCUGCUAUGAUCAUAACCGCAAAUGGUCCAUAUCCAUCUCAUGGGGUUACACAAUACAAAUCUACAGAACAAUGUUAUCAGCUGCGGAUUUGAGGAUGCCGCUGCAGACAUUCAAGACAUGGAGGAGUUGGGGUGAUGGUCCUUUCACAUUCAAUACUAGACCUAUGAGCCCUGAUCCAUGCCAGAACCCUGCAGUAUUCUUUCUAGACCAUGUUAGUAGUGUAGGCACAAGUGGAACUGUCACAGUCUAUAAGAGAUUUGUACCUGAGGAAGGAGAGAAGUGCAACGGCGAAGAUCAAGUCUCAAACAAAACCAUGAAUCAAUAGAAUUAAAAAUGUGUUUGUUUGAGUUUAAAGAUGGAUUUGAAACUGAUAAUUUGAUUUGGCUAUAUACUGCAACAGGCACGGCGUAGGCAAUGCUGCCAAAUCAUGGAUGGAGGAAGCAUACAGGAAGGCAGAUUGAACAUUAGGAUUAGAAAGUGCAGACCUCAUGAAACAGUUACUAUUUAGGGAACAGUUGCUUUAGUUAGAAGAUUUUACUAAAGAUUUGGCCAGUAACAGCUCCACCUGUGUACAUACAUAGUUGCCAACAUAUUCAUAUCAUUUCUUCACUCUAAAUUUUCACCUGUAUCUAUUGGCCACAAAUACCAAAAUAUAAGAUAUAUCCCCCAAUUUUUUAUUAAAGAAA